Messenger RNA from Seminavis robusta, 1476 nucleotides. Lineage: Eukaryota; Bacillariophyta; Bacillariophyceae; Naviculales; Naviculaceae. The record is from the annotation of a GenBank genome assembly.
UAAUUGGUUCAACCGGCUUAUUACAGCAAAUCUCAACUGAAGACAGCGCGCUUCUUGUCUGUUUCGAUAUUGUCUGUUUCGAUAAUCGACCACUGCAACGACUUGGUUGGUGCUUUGCCAUUCAGUCCCCUCUCUCUGAUCUAUCUUCGAAUCAAUACCGUAGUAAAGAUCUUGCCAGCCUCAGCAUACUAACAUAACAGCCUUAUUCACAAACACAGACCACCACGAUGUUUAACUUUUUUGGAAAGAAGAAGGCAGAGCCAACAACAGUGUCGUCGACACCGACUACGACGACAACGGACUCACAAACCACAAUUGUGAAGCUUCGAACAGCCAUCAAGAACCAAGAGAAAAGAGAGGAUCACAUUCUGAAAAAGGUGGAAGCCCAGGUGGCAGAAGCCAAGGCCAAAAUGGCCAAGGGGGAUAAAAAGGGAGCUUUGUUUGCCAUGAAGCGAAAGAAGAUGUAUGAACAAGAAGUGGACAAGAUUCAGAAUGUCAAGAUGACGUUGGAGACACAAGUGAUCAACCUCGAAAGUGCGGCGCAAAACGCUGCUACAUUUGAUGCCAUGAAAUCGGGAACCAAUACCAUGAAGAAAAUCCGAAAUGAAGUUGGAAUCGAAAAGGUCGACGACAUUAUGGACGAAAUGAAGGAAGAAAUGGAAUUGGCACAAGAAGUGAAUGACGCUAUUGCACAACCUGUGGAUCCACUGUUUGCGGAUGAGGAUGAAUUGUUGGCUGAAUUGGAGGGAUUGGAGACUGCCGAUUUGGAAGCCGAAUUGUUGAAGCCACCUGCCAAACCAGUCGAAGAUUUGUCGCUUCCAUCCGUCCCAGCUUCCAAACUGCCUCAACCUAAACUGGCCAAUGAUGAAGCAGACGAACUCAAAAAGUUGGAAGCCGAAUUGGCGGGUCUAUAACGAACCACACACGACAAAAUCCAAGCGACUGCCUGAGCGUCGGAUCCGAUUCAAACACAACCAAAAAAAUGACAAUCAAUUCCAAUCCACAGUCUUUUUCUUUCUUUUAGGCCAUUUGGUAGCAAAUAGUAUGAUGCUUACGUAGCACACAAGCAUUUUGUUGUUCAUCGUGUGUGCUUCAUAAAAUGAUUAUCAUCUUGUAAUUUAUUUGUAGGAGGAAGCGACUUUCAGGGAUUCGAAUUCAUGUUUGCUUGUAGGGACUUCACGCACAGAUCCAUCGCCCUUCCCUCGCUACCGGUUCAAUUCGUCCAUCCCCGUGUCGAACAAGAUGCUCUAGAAGUUCGAGCGCUCCUGACGAUUUGCAGGAUAGGAAAGUCUUUUUUGCUCGAGAGGAGGAGGAGGACUGACUUGGAAGCUACCACGGAGACAAAAAGGGGGGCCGAGGUGGUUUGAGAGCACAUGCCUGUGCCUAAGAGAAUGCCACCUUUGGAUGAUCAUUCUUUGGAUGACCCAUUGGAUACCACUUGCCAGUUAAGUCUUUAAAGGCACUACCUGUAUCACC